CUUUAAUGGGAACCAUUCAUUCAAUAUAUUAUCUGGAAUGUUUUGAAAAGUUCGCAGAUUCAACUGCUGGAUUACCCUCAUGUGAACUACCCUGAGGUCGUUUAUACAGCUCAGGUGCCGAAUUGAUGGCUAGUCAAAGUUAAUACAAAAUAAAAGCGGAUGUAAACAUUUUUUGCUGGAUGUUAUGGAUUAGUUUCAUAUACUGUAACUUUUCAUACUACUCACACGUCAGAGUUCCUAUUUGAUUCUGGGUCGAAUUACGGCAUAACAGCGACCUCUUGCGCAAAGACUAACAAACCGGCAAUAAACCUGUUACUGCUUCGCAAUGACAACUGUACAAGUAAUGUACUGGUGUCUUAAAGGGGUCCGUGUAGUGUUUGUUCAGGUGAAUAAUCAAUUUAUUACGAUAGUGGAGGAACAGGAAUUAGCUCGUUCAUUUUUACAUUUAAUAUCUGUCAACCUUUUUACUUUUAAAAUAAACAAUACCAUUUUUUAUUUUUUCAUUUAUUUUAUUCUGAUCACGAAGUGGAAAAACAUGAAGUUGUUUGGUUUUAGAAUGUUAUGAAAGAAAAUUGGAUAUGUAUAUGUUUAUGUUCUCCAAAUUGGAUUUUAAAAAUAGUUAUUGUUUUUCUGUUAUUUUCUUACACGUGUUGUUCAACCAUUGUAUCUAAACUGCAUGUACAAUGCUAAUAACUUGACUCUGCAUUGCUAGGACUUCAAAUAGAAACACAAAUUCCCCCAACUGGCUUCUACUCAUUGGUUUUCGAAAGCAUUCCCACAUGGGUCAUUAAAACAUGAACACUAUGGGAUUAUUAAAACAUUCUAAGACUUGUUUGGCUUUUCAUUUGUUGAUUUAUCAUUGGAAUGAAGAAACACAUUUACUUUCACUCAGUCAAAAAUCUAUAAAGAUACAGUGCAAAAAGAGCUAUACAUUUCCGUUAACUUGAUUUCUGUCAUGGUCAAAUUUGGUUGGGAUAGUUAAAAUCAGUGUGUGUAAUGGUGCACACAGACCUAAGAGUGUCCACAAUAUUUUCGCAGUGUAAUCUCUUCAUGAAAAUGGGACUGUUUUCAGACUGAAACCCUAUGCAAAUUACACUUAUUAAAUAUAGAAUGUUUGUAAUAGCAUCUGUACAUAUUCCGGUUUGGCCUAGGAGAGGGAGCUGCCAAUUCUAUGACAAAAAAACAACACUGCAACCAUUUGCUAUGCUCGGUUGUUUCUGGUUGUGUGGGCUGUGGAGCGCCCUUUACAGAAAUUUGGCGAAUUCUAAUGUCACCAAGUCUGGUAUGUGCUGGAUGGAUGUAUAAGAAUUUUCCCAGCUGGAGCCCGCUCAUCGACAGAUCGAUUCCAAUGACAUUCCAAUGUGCUUAGUAAAUAAUUAAGAUGGCUAUCCAGGUAAACGUUUGAGCAGAGGAACAUAACUUAAACAUUCUCUACUUGGUGGAUUCAGUUGGCUUUGUCACUGACUCAAAGGUUUGCUCAUUCUGAUGGCAAUUUACAGGUUUAUUAGCUCUCAUACUGUUUGUGUUCAGAAGGGUGUUGCCUGCUCUGCUGACCAAGUAGGCAUAUCCUUGAGACUACAUUAUUUAUGUAACAAUGUAACCAUUCCUUAUCACUGAGUCAGUCCACCAGCUGAGACCAGUAGCCCAGGAACGCCCCUGCACUCUGACACAUCUUUAUGCAGACUUCAUUGCGUUAUGCAAUAACAUUUUGAAAUCAUGUUUAUUAAUUUCAAUGUUUGCUCUUCAUUCAUGUAUAGUGAAAGUACACAGAAUAGUGGUCAGCAAACCAAACUACCCACUGAUGCCAAGGGACGGUACUUCAUUGACCGCAAUGGCACACACUUUGGUGCCAUUCUCCAGUUCCUACGCACACAGCGACUGCCCACAGAGAACAUUCUGGAGGUUUACCAGGAGGCGCUCCACUAUGACAUCAAAUCCCUGGUGAAGCAGUUGCAGGACUCUGCACAAGUGUUUGGAGAAACAGUUGGGCGGCAGCAAUUCAUUGCCAGAGUCCCCAACUACCAGGAGAACCUGGAGGUGUUGGUGAGAGUGGCCCGAGCAGAAGCCAUUGCUGCCCGUCACUCUGCUGUCAUUGUGUGUGUUAUAAGAACAGAAGAGGACCUAGAUCGCUGUGGCAAUGCUGUCAGCAACCUGGAGGAUCAGGAAGUGGUGCGGUUUGGACCAUGGAAGGCCCCUCCAACUGCAAUUGACCUGUUGGACUGCAUCAAGAUCGAUGUGGAAGCAAGGGGAUACAAAGUCAGAUAUGAGCCUCACAGCUCAGACAGAGGUUUUCUGUUCAAGACCAAUGAUGAUUUCCUUUACAAACUCAUCUUCACCUGGUGGUAACAGAAAAACUAGGACCAUAUGGCAAAACAACCAAGAUGCCUAGGGCUAAGAAUGACAGUAUCUACUGUAUGUUGUGUAUAACAUCUAUAGCUUUGAUGGCGUUGCAUACUCCUUGAACCUCAGAAUUGAAGAUUGGAACCAACUCAGAGUGGUUAUCAUGGAAGGUCAUGAGUUUCAUGUUCUGUCCAAUGAAGUUAGGGUCUUAUUUUAGUGACAUGAUUGAUGCAUGACUGUCAUUUAAAUAAAAAUGAUUUUGAUCUUU
Messenger RNA from Esox lucius (northern pike), 2608 nucleotides. It is a transcript of the gene kctd14, whose product is annotated as potassium channel tetramerization domain containing 14. The transcript has 5 exons. The coding region runs from base 1717 to 2346 and encodes 209 amino acids. Gene Ontology annotation, biological process: protein homooligomerization. Gene Ontology annotation, molecular function: protein binding. Lineage: Eukaryota; Metazoa; Chordata; Actinopteri; Esociformes; Esocidae. The record is from RefSeq and is a predicted model, not a curated record.